Argiope bruennichi is the source of this 1055-nucleotide messenger RNA. Its product is annotated as gamma-glutamylcyclotransferase-like. Bases 268 to 750 code for a protein of 160 amino acids. The transcript has 5 exons. NCBI's taxonomy places the organism in Eukaryota, Metazoa, Arthropoda, Arachnida, Araneae, Araneidae. The record is from RefSeq and is a predicted model, not a curated record. Gene Ontology annotation, molecular function: gamma-glutamylcyclotransferase activity.
UUUUUUUUUCCAAGCUUAAACAUGUGACUUUGGAAUUGCUGUCUCGAAAACGUGGCUGUGAUGUAUUCAUCUUAAUGCGUAUUGUAAUCUGAAAUUAAAAUAGUCUUUGAAGACAGGAAAGACUGAUUUACUCUGUUGCUUGAGAUACAAUUGUGCUGUAAUUGAAUUUUUUAGUGGAAUGAGCUUAGUAAUAUUUUGAUCAAGGAAUAAUUUUUGUUAAUAAAGUUUUUCAUCGAAGUAUUCCAUACAACUCAUCUAAACACAAAGAUGUCAUUUCUAUACUUUGCCUAUGGUAGUAAUAUGCUGAAACAGCGGAUGCAUAUCAAUUGUCCUUCAGCUCUAUUUAAAUGUAUUGGGGAAUUGAAGAAUUUCAAAUUAUCAUCUACUGAUUUCGCACAUAGCUGGAAAGGAGCAGUAGCUACAAUACUUGAAUGUAAAAAUGACUCUGUUUGGGGUGUUGUAUGGGAAAUAUCAAAAGAACAUGAAGAAAAACUAGAUUUACAAGAAAAAGACUAUCAACCAUUGAUCCUUCCUAUAGAAACAGAAUUAUUUGGGAAACUAAAUUGUAAAGUUUAUCAAAGAUUAGUGCAUAAAGAAGAAAUGGAUUUAGUAUCUUGCAUUUAUAAGGCAGUAUGUAUUCAAGGUGCUAAAGAGCAUGGAUUGCCUUUGGAAUACAUAAAAAAGCUGGAAGCCAUUCAAGAUAAUAACUAUAAGGGUCCAAUUGAUAUUCCAGUUAAAAUUAAUAUAUAAUAAUAAUAAGCAAUUGAUUUAUUUAUAAUUGAUAAAAUAUUUUUCACUUUUGAAGUUUUAAUUAACUUAGUUUAAUCAAAAUGUUAUAAAAAUCAAAAUAAAAAAAAAACUCUUUAUUUUGUUAUUUUAUUAUGAAUUAAUUUUAUUGAAGUUGUUGAGAUGCUCUUGUGUAUUUCAUAUUUAUACUAGUCUUUACUGUGAUAUUUUUCUACCUUAUUUAAAAAAAUGAUUUGAUCUCUUAUUUGCAUUGUUCACAUUGCGCACAUUGUUCGGUAUCAACUUUCUUAUGAUUGCCAUAAUGUAAA